AUGACUAUUCAAUCAUACUUAGAUAUUGCUGAGAAAAAGAGAUGUCUCAGGGACACGAAAUUCAAAAAAGAAUGGCUAAUUCCGGAAGAUGAGCUUCCGGGAUCGGAUGUUAAAGAUGUUUUAUCGUGGCCAAUAGAAUGUGGCUUCUUGAGUUCACGUGAAAUUGAAAUAACAGAAAGUGACUUACCUAGCAUCGCAAAGCAAAUUCAAUCAAAAACAUGGUCAGCUUUUGAGGUCACGUCAGCAUACUGUCAUCGAGCUUCCAUCGCGCAUCAGCUUGUGAACUGUUUGAGUGAGGUUUUCUUCGAGGAAGGUCUAGCAAGAGCAAAGGAGUUGGACGAUAUAUAUGAAAAAACGGGGAAGCUUGUGGGUCCGUUACAUGGUUUACCAAUCUCUCUGAAAGACAAUUUGAAUGUGAAGGGACAAGCAACUACGAUUGGUUUUGUUGGUUUUGCAUUCAAUCCAGAAGAAUUCAAUGAGGACAGUUGUCUUGUUUCUCUUUUAAGAAAUGCGGGAGCUGUUUUUUCCUUUAAAACUAAUGUGCCGGUUGCUAUGAUGAUGCCGGAAUCGACCAACUACAUUUUUGGGAAUACCUCUAAUCCCUUCAAUAGAAAUCUUACCAGUGGAGGGAGCUCCGGAGGUGAGUGUGCAUUGGGAGCACUAUUAGGUCGUUGUUAUUGCGGCAUAGGAUCUGAUAUCGGAGGUUCUCUGAGAAUCCCAGCCUCAAUGCAGAACCUUUUCACUUUGAGACCUUCAUCAGGUAGAUUCCCCACUCUAGGAAGCCGCUCGGGUCUUCCUGGUCUCGAAUCGGUUGCGAGUGUUAAUGGGCCUAUUUCGACUACCCUUACGAGUCUUGAAUUAUAUUGUAAAACUGUAGUAAAUGAAGGUAAACCCUGGCUUACGGACCCAAAAUGUCUUGAAUUGCCAUGGAGAGAAGUCGAGCUCCCUGAAAAGCUGAUAUUCGCCGUGUUGAAAGAUGAUGGUGUUGUGAAGCCUUAUCCCGCGAUUUCUCGAGCAGUUGAUAUGACCGUGAAAAGUUUGAAAGAAGCUGGUCAUGAGGUUAUUGAAUGGAACCCGUUGCAUCACAAGAGGCUCACUGAUAUCGUUGGAGAAUUCUUCUUGAGUGAUGGAGGAAAACACUGCAAAGAGUAUGCAAAUUUAACAGGGGAACCUUUUUUUCCAUAUAUGAAGAUGUACAAUACUGCUAAAGAAAUGAGUGUGUCAGCACUAUGGGACCUUCACAGUGAACGUACGAAACUCUGCAAAGAGUAUUUGGAGCAAUGGAACUCCACAGCUUCGAAAACGGCUUGUAACCGUCCUAUUGAUGCGAUUGUUAUGCCAGUUUCUCCGUACUCGGGCGUUGGCAUUGGCAAAUUUACAUAUAUUGGCUAUACUGCCGUUUUUAAUGCGCUAGAUUGGGCAGCCGGUACAAUUCCUGUGACUAGAGCGGAUAAGUCUUGCGAUGUGAAGGACACUUUGUACAAGCCACGCAAUGAUGCAGACAAGCUCACAUACGAUCUGUUUGACGCAGAAGAAGUCGAUGGUGGCGCUGCAGCUGUGCAGAUUGUCUGCAAGAAGCUGCAGGAAGAGAAGCUUGUUUCUAUCAUGAAAGUCGUGUCAAAAACUUUAGGUACGGAGAGUUACUGGGAUCGCAAAUUAUAA
Messenger RNA from Zygotorulaspora mrakii, 1662 nucleotides. RefSeq lists its product as uncharacterized. The coding region runs from base 1 to 1662 and encodes 553 amino acids. Lineage: Eukaryota; Fungi; Ascomycota; Saccharomycetes; Saccharomycetales; Saccharomycetaceae. The record is from RefSeq and is a predicted model, not a curated record. The transcript has a single exon.